AUGGAGUCGAACCUGGGGGUUGGCCCUGCUGGGACCUCCCAGAGUGGCCUUCGACGACGUCCUAAUCGAGGAAAACGCGAGACUGGCAUCGCUGGCGACGCCAGCUGGUCGAGCAGUGUCAUCAAUCUCGUCAAUACCAGUGAGUGGAAACGGUCGAUGUCUGGCGACGUUAUCGGUGCCGGAGUUCUUGCCAUGCCACUGGCCAUAUCACAUAUGGGAAUUCUCUUGGGAACGUUCGUCAUCCUUUGGUCCGGGGUCACAGCGGGCUUUGGUCUCUAUCUACAAUCGCGAUGCGCUCAAUACCUCGACCGCGGAAGCGCCUCUUUCUUCGCCCUGUCGCAACUGACAUACCCCAAUGCUGCUGUUGUAUUUGAUGCCGCAAUUGCCAUCAAAUGCUUUGGAGUUGGUGUGAGCUAUCUCAUUAUUAUCGGCGACCUGAUGCCAGGCGUCGUCAACGGCAUCGUCGGAGGCGACCCGGCCUUUGACUUCCUCGUGGAUCGUCAUUUCUGGGUAACCGCCUUCAUGUUGAUCGUGAUCCCCCUUUCAUACCUUCGUCGGCUAGACUCAUUGAAAUAUACGAGUAUUGCGGCCUUGGUGUCAAUGGCCUAUUUGGUCGUCUUGGUCGUCUAUCACUUCAUCAAGGGCGAUACAAUGGCGGAUCGUGGUCCUGUUCGUGUAAUCCAUUGGGCAGGUCCGGUCCCAACUUUGAGCAGUUUCCCAGUGAUCGUAUUUGCAUUCACCUGCCAUCAGAAUAUGUUCUCAAUCCUCAACGAAAUCAAGAACAACAGUCAUUUCCGCACGACAAGCGUCGUGUUUGCCAGUAUUGGUGGCGCGGCGGCCACUUACAUUCUCGUCGCCAUCACUGGCUACCUCUCUUUUGGAAACAAUGUCGCGGGCAACAUCGUCGGCAUGUAUCCACCAGGCAUCGCGGCAACAAUUGCACGUGCUGCUAUCGUGAUGCUUGUUGUCUUCUCCUACCCACUCCAGUGUCACCCUUGCCGGGCGUCAGUGGACGCUGUUUUGAAAUGGCGCCCGAAAUCCGCGCCUCGGUCAACAGAGGGCUCACCACAUCGACACCCAUUGCUGAGUCCACGCGGUACUCGAACCGUCGAGCCGAUGAGUGACUUGCGCUUCUCGGUCAUCACCACCACCAUUCUUAUCCUGAGCUACCUCGUCGCUAUGACUGUUUCCUCCUUGGAAGCAGUGCUGGCUUACGUUGGAAGUACCGGAAGCACAAGCAUCAGUUUCAUCCUGCCAGGUCUUUUCUAUUACAAGAUCUCUUCACCUGAUUCUCCCGCCCAUCGCGGCCUUCUGAAGGACGACGAGGCAGCUGACGACCUAUCUGAUGAAGAGACUCAUGACGAUGAAGGCGAGGGCUCUCUUACCCAGUCAUUGACAGAUAGUGGCUUCUUGCCUCGACCUGCUCGCCACUGGCGCAAGACAAUCUUGCGCCGUCUCAGCCUGGCCCUUGCUCUCUACGGUGUCGUGGUCAUGGUCGUGUGCUUCAUCACCAACACAUUCUUCAUCGCAUCCCCUUGA
Messenger RNA from Penicillium waksmanii, 1539 nucleotides. RefSeq lists its product as uncharacterized. NCBI's taxonomy places the organism in Eukaryota, Fungi, Ascomycota, Eurotiomycetes, Eurotiales, Aspergillaceae. Gene Ontology annotation, cellular component: fungal-type vacuole membrane. The coding region runs from base 1 to 1539 and encodes 512 amino acids. The record is from RefSeq and is a predicted model, not a curated record. Gene Ontology annotation, molecular function: L-serine transmembrane transporter activity; L-arginine transmembrane transporter activity; L-histidine transmembrane transporter activity. Gene Ontology annotation, biological process: amino acid transmembrane transport. The transcript is spliced from 5 exons.